Molecule: messenger RNA, 1156 nt
Organism: Ruditapes philippinarum (Manila clam)
Lineage: Eukaryota; Metazoa; Mollusca; Bivalvia; Venerida; Veneridae
Molecular function (GO): protein binding
Source: RefSeq, a predicted model, not a curated record
UUUAGUUAAGAAUACAAACCUUAUUAUCGACGAAGUGUAAACGUUGUUAUAAAUAAAGCUGUCGCCAUGAUUAUUUCCAAAUGCGCAUUAUAAUUUGAAAAUAGGAGGAACAGGUUGCGUUGAAUUCAAGUUGUAGUUGUAAUUAAAGAGUUAAAGAUAAAUAUGUCGUUUGCGGCUGGUGUCGGAACUUUUAACAGUUGCGAUAAACCAGGAUCCAUUCUUAAAUUCACUGAGCACCUAAGGACGCAUCCAAACGAUUACGAUGCAUUAAUGUGGCGGUCUAAGGCACACAACAUUGUUGGAAAUCCACAGGAGGCUCUUCGGGAUCUACAAACUGCCAUGUCGGUAAGCAGUGGUAUUAAACAUGAUGUUGCUAAAGGUGAAUAUAUACGUUUAACAACUAAUGACCUUGAACAAUUCGGUAAUCACGCGAAGACAACAGUUGACAGAUAUAAAAAUGAAUGGAAAGCUUGGGGCCAACUUGGCUUUUAUAACUCGAUUACAAAUGAUACAUCGGAAGCUGUACGAUGCUGGGAAAAUGCUCUUUCGCUGGCGAAAGAACGCCAAGAGACAAAAGAUCCCGAAAUUUGCUGGACAUAUUUUAAUGUUGGAAAUCAUCUUUUGAGUAAUGGGAAAGUAGUCGAUGCAAAAACAUAUUUCACAAAUGCAGUUGAAUCAUGUCCCACCCAUACCGUGUCACAUAUUGAAUUAUGUCGUGUCAACCUUUUACAAGGCAACCAGCAAGAUGCUAGAGAGAAUUUCAAAACGGCUUCACAACUUAAUCAAGGUUUGGCAUUGACCGUUUUUAAAACCAACAACUUCGAUGAGUAUUUGCAGCAGUCUCAACUACAACAAUCUAUGGAAACACUGUCUUUGUCAAGUGCACCCAGGUCUACUACGGCAAAAACAUCAGAGUCAGGUGCGGCUGGAGGAGCUAGUGGUGGACCUGGUGGUGGAUCAAGAGGUGGAGGAGGUAGCAGUGAUGAUGACGACGACGAAGAUGUGAGCGCGAUUUGGAAAAGAUUGCAAAAGGAAGCCCCGUGUAUUAAGAGGUAUGGUGGUCAUAAAUACGUCCAGUCAAAAUGCGGAAAAUACUGGUACAGCAGAGAUACGGCAAGACACGGUGGUGCACAGUUCAAGAGAUAUGAUGACACAG